Molecule: messenger RNA, 1323 nt
Organism: Suncus etruscus (white-toothed pygmy shrew)
Lineage: Eukaryota; Metazoa; Chordata; Mammalia; Eulipotyphla; Soricidae
Gene: SEC14L2
Product: SEC14 like lipid binding 2
Exons: 12
Coding region: 94-1305 (403 amino acids)
Cellular component (GO): cytoplasm
Source: RefSeq, a predicted model, not a curated record
CUAGCCCCGCGGCCGGGCCAAAGGCUGGGGACUCGGACUCGGAGGCCAGCCAGCCAGUCGCGGCUCCGCCACCGCGCCCCGAUCUGAGCCACGAUGAGCGGCAGAGUGGGAGACCUGAGCCCCAAGCAGCAGGAGGCUCUGGCCAAGUUUCGAGAGAACCUCCAGGAUGUACUGCCUGUCCUGCCGAACCCCGAUGACUAUUAUCUGCUGCGCUGGCUGCGAGCAAGAAGUUUUGACCUGCAAAAGUCCGAGGCCAUGCUCCGCAAGCAUGUGGAAUUUCGGAAGCAAAAGGACAUUGAAAACAUCAUGAGCUGGCAGCCUCCAGAGGUGCUUCAAAAGUACAUGUCAGGGGGCAUGUGUGGCUAUGACCGGGAAGGCUCCCCCAUCUGGUAUGAUGUCAUUGGCCCUCUGGACACCAAGGGUCUCCUCCUAUCAGCCAGCAAACAGGACUUGCUCAAGGUCAAGAUGCGGGAUUGUGAGAUGCUCCAUCGGGAGUGUGCCCGCCAGACUGAAAAGCUGGGGAAGAAGGUGGAGAAUAUCACCUUGAUCUACGAUUGUGAGGGGCUGGGCCUCAAGCAUCUCUGGAAGCCAGCUGUGGAGGCCUACGGAGAGUUUCUCUGCAUGUUUGAGGAAAAUUAUCCUGAAACACUGAAGCAUCUUUUUGUUAUUAAAGCACCAAAACUGUUUCCUGUGGCCUACAACCUUGUCAAACCCUUCCUGAGCGAGGACACCCGUAAAAAGAUCAUGGUCGUGGGGGCAAACUGGAAGGAGGUUUUAUUGAAACAUGUCAGUCCUGACCAGCUACCUGUGGAGUACGGGGGCACUAUGACCGACCCUGAUGGAGACACCAAGUGCAAAUCCAGGAUCAAUUAUGGUGGGGACAUCCCCAAGAAGUAUCAUGUACGUGACCAGGUGAAGCAGCAGUACGAGCACAGUGUGCAGAUUUCCCGGGGAUCCUCUCACCAAGUGGAGUAUGAGAUCCUCUUCCCAGGCUGUGUGCUCAGGUGGCAGUUUGCAUCUGAUGGGGCCGACAUUGGCUUCGGGAUUUUCCUAAAGACCAAGAUGGGGGAGCGGCAGCGGGCUGGGGAGAUGACGGAGGUGCUGGCUAACCAGAGGUACAACGCUCAUCUGGUCCCCGAGGAUGGCACCUUCACCUGCAAUGAUCCUGGCAUUUAUGUUCUGCGAUUUGACAACACCUAUAGUUUCAUUCAUGCCAAGAAGGUCAGCUUCACGGUGGAGGUCCUGCUUCCAGACAAAGCCUCAGAAGAGAGGUUGAAUCAGCUGGGAGAAACCAACUCCAAGUAAAACCUCCUCUCACCGAAA